AUGGGAGACGAGCAAUUGGAGGCCGACCAACGAUGUGACUACAUUUUGGGAACAAGGCGUCAGAUUGUAUUAAACUUACAAAGGAUGUUUCAUGAGCACAAUUGUCUAAUUAAAACAUUUAAAACAGCAUUGGAACGUAUGCCAACGGAUGAAUAUAAAGUAGUCAUUAGAGCAGACCGAAUACCAGCAGGAGAACAUGAGCGACGCUUCAAUGCUCCUCAAGUAGACGAAGUAGCAGUCGUUAUAUCAGGCAACAAAUUUGAUAAACGAGAUAUUAUAAUUCAGCGACGAGGUGAGUCAUUGCAGCGUAUUUCAGAAACUCAUCGAUCUUAUGAUGCUCUACAGUACCCAGUGAUAUUUCCCAGAGGGGAAGAUGGGUAUCACUUUAAUAUAAGGCAGGUCAACCCAGCAACAGGUGAAACAACCAGGAAAAAGGUUUCAGCAAUGGAUUUCUAUGCAUACAGGCUAAUGGUUCGAGAAAAUGAACAGAACCACAUAUUAAACUGUAGGCAGUUGUUUCAUCAGUUCAUCGUUGACAUGUAUGCGAAAAUUGAAAGUGAGCGUCUUCUAUUUAUUCGUUUAAAUCAGAGUAAGCUAAGAGUAGAAGAAGAAUAUAUUCACCUGAGAGAUGCUGUGGCAAAUGACGCUAACGAUGAAGACAUUGGGACCUUAGUUAUACUACCAGCAAUGUUUACAGGCAGUCCCAGACACAUGCAUGAAUAUACUCAAGAUGCUAUGACAUAUGUGAGGACAUAUGGUAGACCAGAUUUAUUUAUCACCUUUACAUGCAAUCCAGGUUGGACUGAGAUAAAGGAAAUGCUCAAAAACGGUCAAGUACCCUGUGACCGCCACGACUUAAUUGCGAGAGUCUUCAGACAGAAACGGUUUACAUUGAUCGAACUUAUAACAAAGGCCCAUGUGUUUGGACCACCAAGAUGCUGGAUGUAUACAAUUGAAUAUCAAAAGCGAGGAUUACCACACUCACACAAUUUAAUCUGGUUGGCAGGCAAAAUCCAGCCCACACAAAUAGAUGAGGUUAUAUCUGCUGAACUCCCAGACCCAAGAGAGGAUCCCAAUCUUUAUACAGUGGUAACAAAAAAUAUGAUCCAUGGACCCUGUGGAAAUAUAAACCCCAAUUCACCAUGUAUGAAGGAUGGAAAGUGCAGCAAGAGAUACCCAAGGGAAUUGAUUAAAGAAACACAAACUGGAGAUGACGGUUAUCCUCGAUAUAGACGACGAGCUCCACAAGAUGGAGGGUUCACGGCGAAAGUAAAGUUACAUGGCAUAGAAAUAGACAACAGGUGGGUUGUGCCAUUUUCACCCCUGCUUUCUAAAGUGUUCCAGGCACACAUUAACGUUGAGUACUGCAACAGUGUAAAAUCAAUCAUGUGUGCAAGUAUGUAAACAAAGGCAGUGAUAUGGCUGUGUUCAGCCUAAACAAUGAGAAGACAAACAAUGAAGUCAUCCAGUAUCAGUUGGGUAGAUACAUAAGCAGCAGCGAAGCAGUGUGGCGGAUCCUAGGGUUUCCAAUUCAUGAAAGACACCCUACAGUUGUUCACCUGAGUGUUCAUUUGGAAAACGG
Rana temporaria (common frog) is the source of this 1582-nucleotide messenger RNA. RefSeq lists its product as uncharacterized. The coding region runs from base 1 to 1404 and encodes 467 amino acids. The record is from RefSeq and is a predicted model, not a curated record. The transcript has a single exon. Lineage: Eukaryota; Metazoa; Chordata; Amphibia; Anura; Ranidae.